AGAAAACAACAUGGCGACACUGGUUGCUAGGCUACAGAAACUUUCGCCCUUGUGUUUUUGUGGCGUAUCUGAGCGCGUUUCGAUUGGGAAUUAUAUUUUACUACAUUUUAGCAUUGGUUUCUUUACAUUGCGUUGUUUCUAUGAGACAGAAGACGCCGCUUAAGGACAGCUGUGUCUGGAAAACCGUCUUGGGAAAUCUGGGAAAUCUCUCAAUUUGGACACAAGAAGCCAAUUUUUCGCUGAUGCUGGGUGGCUAACGUUAGCAUGUAAGCUAUGUAACGAUGACAGACGUUAAAUAAGAAUAGGAACAGGAAUUUAAAUGUCUGGUAAAUUUGUUCAUGGAGCGAGCCGACCGUCGACUUGUGAAGAACCAACCAUACGAUGAGAGCGUGGAAGUGAGCGACUCGGCGGAGGAGGCGAGCAUCCGCGGCCAGGCCGAGCGCGGGAGAAACAGGAGGGGGCGCAGCCUGUUGUCAGGCAACAACAGUAGCAGUGACGAGAUGGACGAAGACCCCGCGCCUCCAAGGGCCAAAGGGCCAAUAAGCAGGCAGCCCGGGGUCACCCCCAACGAGGAAGAAGACGAGGAGGAUGAGUCAGAGGAAUCGGACGACGACGAUGAUGACGAAGAUACCGAUGAUGACGAAGAUACCGACGAGGCUCCCGAGGGCGCGUACGACGCGGCUGACUACGCCAACUUGCCUGUCAGUACCGAGAUCAAAGAUCUAUUCCAGUACAUCAUGCGGUACUCUCCUAAAUCCAUCGUGCUAGAACACAGCCUAAGACCCUUCAUCCCAGACUUCAUCCCGGCCGUGGGUGACAUUGACGCCUUCCUUAAGGUGCCGAGGCCGGAUGGCAAAGCGGACGGGCUGGGCCUUCUGGUUCUGGACGAGCCCAGCAUCAAGCAGUCUGACCCCACAGUCUUGUCACUGUGGUUGUCCGAGGAGACCAAACAACACGCCACCAGCGAGCUGAAAGUGACCAGCGUGUCGAGUCCUCAGUCCAACCCUCGCGCUGUGGACAGCUGGGUCGAAAGCAUCGGCGCCCUACACCGCUCCAAGGCGGCGGCCAGCGUGCAGUACGCCCGCGCCAUGCCUGACAUCGACGCCCUCAUGCAAGAGUGGCCACCGGAGGUUGAGGAGACGUUAGGGCGCGUGCGCCUGCCACCCGCCCGCCUCGGCUGCAGCCUGCCACAGUACUGCGAUAUUGUGUGUGCACUGCUGGACGUCCCCGUAUACUGCAGCCGCAUCCAAGCGCUGCACCUGCUCUUCAGCCUCUUUCUUGAGUUCAGAGAUUCGCAGCACUUUGCGCGAACUUGAUUCUGUUCUCCAUGCCACGUGCGUAAUGAUAUUUUUCAUGUCUCCUUUUUGAAAACCACAUUCAAGUGUGCCUGGACCAAUAACGUCCCUUUCCAACCCAGGCUGAACUUGGCGUCGCCCCAAGUCUCAGUCAAGAUCAUGUCAAUGCUCAAAACCAUGGACACAGUAGGCACCGGGUAACCAAUAAGGACCACAUUAGUAGCCUGCGGGCCUGUCCUGAAAACAGUUCACCAGUGAAUGAACACUGUGAUUUCCAAGGAAUGUUGUGGAAGUGACUGUUGAAAAUAAAAACAAUUGCAGAUAUUUAUAGAAUGUUGCAUGUUGAUUUUUACGUUUCCUUUCUUGUGAAGUCAUUGAUGAUGGUCAUUGUAAAAAAAAUCUUUAACUGGAUCAGUGUCUUCACAUUGGUGCUAUCAUUAAAUAUUAACAAAAGCUUGUAAUUGAAGGUAGGGCUUUGGCACCAUCUUGUGGCAAAAUUAAGAUGGUGUGUUAUUGUUUUCCUUUGUUCUAUGUUAUACUGUCUACACAUAUUUAUAUUUUGAUAAUUUGUAUUCUUCAGAAGGACCAAUAAAUGGUUGGAUUUAAAAU
This is a messenger RNA of Hippocampus zosterae (dwarf seahorse), 1904 nucleotides long. It is a transcript of the gene ift46, whose product is annotated as intraflagellar transport 46 homolog (Chlamydomonas). Lineage: Eukaryota; Metazoa; Chordata; Actinopteri; Syngnathiformes; Syngnathidae. The record is from RefSeq and is a predicted model, not a curated record. Gene Ontology annotation, biological process: cilium assembly; intraciliary transport. Bases 339 to 1316 code for a protein of 325 amino acids. The transcript has 7 exons. Gene Ontology annotation, cellular component: motile cilium; intraciliary transport particle B; centrosome.